UCUUUGUUCGUAGAGGGUCAUUGGACUAUUAGAGCAUGAAUUUACGCAUGCUAAGCCUACAACCUUGUGGCCUCUGCUACCAUUAUAUAUGCACACCAAACCAUUCCUAAAUUGUCAAGCGUUUUUCAUUUGUUGUGUUCGUUGAAGCAUAGAACAUUUACUUAGUUUCUUUCAAAAGAAAAGAAAAAAAAAUAAGAGUGAGAAAUGGAGAUGAAGAUGGAAAUGAAUCAAUCCAAAUUCAAGAGAAUUUGUGUGUUUUGUGGGAGUAGCCCUGGAAAGAAGAGCAGUUACAGAGAAGCUACUAUUGAGCUUGGCAUGGAAUUGGUUUCAAGAAAUAUUGAUCUGGUUUAUGGAGGAGGUAGUAUUGGAUUAAUGGGCUUGAUUUCUCAAGUAGUUUUUGAUGGUGGCCGCCACGUCAUUGGAGUAAUUCCCAAGACACUCAUGCCUAGAGAGAUAACUGGAGAGACAGUGGGGGAAGUUAAGGCAGUAGCAGACAUGCACCAAAGAAAGGCAGAGAUGGCUAGACAGUCUGAUGCCUUCAUUGCAUUACCUGGUGGCUAUGGAACUCUUGAAGAACUUCUUGAAGUUAUAACCUGGGCCCAACUUGGAAUUCAUGAUAAACCGGUGGGAUUGUUGAAUGUGGAUGGUUACUACAAUUCCUUGUUGUCAUUUAUUGACAAAGCAGUGGAGGAAGGUUUCAUUUGUCCAAAUGCACGCCAUAUAAUAGUGUCUGCUCCCACUGCAAAAGAGUUGGUCAAAAAGAUGGAGGAGUAUGAACCGCAGCACGAAAGAGUUGCUUCGAAGCUAAGUUGGGAGACAGAACAGUUAGCCUACCCUGCAAAAUGCGAAAUCUCGAGGUGAGAGAUUGAGGCAUGGCAAGGCAACAAUGCAGGUUUCAGGAAACUAAUUUUAGGAGACCAAGAUUUGCUGAAAUGAGAAUUUUUUAUUGAAAUGAAAUUUCAGGAAACUGACUUUUUUUUUUCAUUUGAAGUUGAAAUUUGAUUCUGUAAUGCUCAACUUUGUGGCAAAGUUGGUGAUGAAAUGAAAAGAAAUUUGUCCCA
This is a messenger RNA of Durio zibethinus, 1061 nucleotides long. RefSeq names its product cytokinin riboside 5'-monophosphate phosphoribohydrolase LOG1-like. Gene Ontology annotation, cellular component: cytosol; nucleus. Gene Ontology annotation, molecular function: hydrolase activity, hydrolyzing N-glycosyl compounds. NCBI's taxonomy places the organism in Eukaryota, Viridiplantae, Streptophyta, Magnoliopsida, Malvales, Malvaceae. Gene Ontology annotation, biological process: cytokinin biosynthetic process. The record is from RefSeq and is a predicted model, not a curated record.